GGCUAAGGAUUGAUGUUUAGGAUAGUAAAUUAGCAAGUUAAUUUGGUUUUAUAAAUUUCUUAAUUGCCAGAAGAAAAAAAUUAGGAAUAUUUCUAUUAAAAUUGGUUCUGUGGAGCUAUUAGAGCUUGCGUAUUAGGUGUUUGUGAAAAUUCCCCAUCGAGUUAGAAACAAGGAUAUGAUGCAAAUCUGAACGUGGUGUGUGUUGAUCGAAGAAGGAAGUUCAAUUCAUCAAGGAUCAAGUUUUGGAGUAGCAGACGCCACGCCACCUUCGUUUCGAGAAAAUAUGUUUGAGGAGCAGAACCAGUAAUAACUUUCAGAGCCACUUUUAAUUGCUGCCUCAGCUCCUUUAAUUCAUUGACGCAAGUAACUGGUAGUUACUCCCCUUCGGAUUUUGGUGGAACAUAAUGCCUCGAUACAAAGAUGAACCUCCAGCGGUUCGCGUUUACACAGUUUGUGACGAAUCAAGGUAUUUGAUUGUGAGGAACGUUCCAUCUUUGGGUUGCGGCGAUGAUCUGUUGAAAUUGUUUGCAUCCUACGGAGAAGUAGAGGAGUGUAAACCAAUGGAUGAAGCAGAUUGUGAUCAAUUCACCGACGUUUAUUGGAUAAAAUUUCGUCUGGUCACCAAUGCCAGGUUUGCAAAGAGAAAAUUGGAUGAGUAUGCUUUCCUCGGGAAUCGACUUAAUGUAUCAUAUGCUCCUGAAUUUGAGACCCUUUCUGAUACAAAGGAUAAGCUGGAAAGCAGGACAAGAGAAGUUCUAGGACGAUUGAACCCCAGAAGAUCUAAGGGGUCUACAGUCAAUAAGUCUGGUGCUUUGACUGACCCUUCUUUGCGUGCAAUUCCCACUCAGAUUGAUUGCUUUCCCCAGCAUGUAAACUCAAGUCAAAGGGACUCUGGAGAAUCACAACUUGCUUCACACGUUACUAACCCUCCUCUUUCAAGAGUUUCAUCUGACCAGGAGUAUUUUCCUUCCCAAUCUAUGAAUCAGACUGUCAAGAUGGUGAGGGAGAAGCUCAAUAAGGUUCAGUCAAGUAGUGAGCAUCUGCAAGAUGAGCGUGCAUCCAAGAAAACACGGGUGGACAAUCGAAGGAGAAUUUAAUUAUGUUUUUUUCUUUCAGAGGAGCAACCCUAGAGGAUCGAGAAAUUGUCCUCUCGGUCUCGUUUGGCUUUCAUCAAAUUGUGCAAAUCAGAUCGCAAGAAUUUUGUAGGACGGUCCCAAAACUGAUUGAUACUGGUGUGGUACGACCUUCUACUCAAAGUGCGCCAUACAUUUGUAAGACAGACCUACAAGUUUACUUGCCAUGUAAACUACGUUGAGUAGCAAUUUUAAUAGAUAAUAGUGUAAAUGCUA
This is a messenger RNA of Pyrus x bretschneideri (Chinese white pear), 1349 nucleotides long. Its product is annotated as RNA-binding protein 48. Gene Ontology annotation, cellular component: nucleoplasm. The record is from RefSeq and is a predicted model, not a curated record. Bases 405 to 1097 code for a protein of 230 amino acids. Lineage: Eukaryota; Viridiplantae; Streptophyta; Magnoliopsida; Rosales; Rosaceae. Gene Ontology annotation, molecular function: RNA binding. The transcript has 10 exons.